This is a messenger RNA of Frankliniella occidentalis (western flower thrips), 1817 nucleotides long. It is a transcript of the gene dgt1, whose product is annotated as KAT8 regulatory NSL complex subunit 2. Gene Ontology annotation, cellular component: NSL complex. The record is from RefSeq and is a predicted model, not a curated record. The transcript has 8 exons. Bases 285 to 1688 code for a protein of 467 amino acids. NCBI's taxonomy places the organism in Eukaryota, Metazoa, Arthropoda, Insecta, Thysanoptera, Thripidae.
AUUAACAUUACCAUUCGGUUUUACAAAAUGAAAACUAAUGACAUUUCAGUCACUGCUCAAAAAUGUGAAGUGCAAUUGAAGGGGACAACAAUGGAAAGCUACGGAGUCAAGCAAGAUGGCCGAAUGGAGGUGGAUGUUUUGUCUUGUGUAGAGGAGCGUUUUGCAGUUAUGCACUAACACAGUUUGUGAUAUAUCGUAUAUAUCCUCGUCCCUAAUUUAAAACCGUUGUUCAAGGCUUUGAAUACUUGUAUUAUGAUUUAAAUUGUCAUCUUCAACUACUUUCAAUGUCGGGAUCAAGUAGUCAACAGUCACAGCAGCAGCCCCCUCCGGCUCCACUUUCAAAGACAAAUGCUGAGCGUCUUCUGAAAGAUAAUAAAUGCAGAUUCAAGCAAUAUGACUGUUCUCUCUCUCGUCUCGAAGGUUACAAUUAUUGUAUGCAACAUAUUUUGGAAGACAAAAAUGCUCCAUACAAGCCUUGUAGCUUUGUCUUUGCAUAUAAUGGUAGGCCAUGCCUUAAACCUGCUUCCAAAGCAGAUCAUCGCAACAAAGGGUUGUGCCCUGUACAUGCCAGAAAAGAAGAGCUGAAGAGGCAGAAAGCAUCCUUACGACAUUUUCCUCCACCAUCUACAGAAUCAUUAUUAUCAAGUUUAGGGCAUUAUGUUUCAUCUGAAACUGCCCAAAGCCCUGACAAUCCAAUUAAGGAGGAAAGCUCGGAUGAACCCCUUGAUCCAUUCUUGGAUGUUGAUGCAGUUACAGUGAACUCUUCAUCAUCUCGUAUUCUGGAUUAUGCUAGUGAAUCAGAUUCUGAUGUAGAUGCUGCAAUGCUUGAUGUUACUUGGAAAGGUGGUGAUGCUGAUGCAGACUCAAGUGAUGCCGAAAGUGUUGAUAGCCAGCAAGAAGAUCUCCUUAAACAUGCUGGGGUCUAUACCUCAGAAGAAGCUAUGCAAGUAACAAGGGAUAAGCUUAUACGACUUCAGUCUUUAUACAUUGAACAAUUUAGAAGACUUCAACAUGUGCUAAGAGAACGAAGACGCAAAUAUCUUCAUAGUCUGAAACGAGAAAAAGAAUCCUUAAGUAGUAUAAGUAGUCAACCCCGUAGUUCCCCCCGCGAACAGAAGUUAUAUGAAAAGUUGAAAGCCUUGAAUCACUACCAUAGAAGGAAUGGAGUUGAAGCUGUCCUUCACAAGAAAGCUUUAGAAAGAAGGGCUUCUGUAACUGAUGGUAUGAAUGUACGACCAGCGCCUUUUCCCAAAUGUGUGUAUACUGAGGGCGGUGUUAAAUGUGGGGCAAGAAGUCUACCUGUAUCAAAGUACUGUCCCAAGCACAUCUUACAGGACACUCAUCAAGUUUUGUUCCGACCUUGUGGCUGCAAAAUUGGUUCUGACAGUGAAUGCAAAGAACCUCUGCCUGACAUAGCAGAGGAUGCAUUUUGUGUUUAUCACACUGUUGUUCCGGUCUUGCCCAAAACAAAGAUUGAGCUUGUUGAGCCAAAGACUGAAGAAACUUCAGUAUCAAAAGAGGGAGUAGAAACGCACCAUCAGGAGGAGGAGAUUAAACAGUUAAGCUUACAAUUGCAAGAACAACUGGAGCAACAAGACGUUCAAGGACUUACAUUACCAGACACCAUUGGACCUGAAAUGGACAUGGUCCUCGACUCAAAAGAUCAGAGCUUUCUCAAUGCUUUCUGAUUCAAAAUUGUAAAAUCUUAUUGUUUUUAUUUUCCGUAAACCAAAUAUAUCAAUUUGUAAUUCAGUGAAAUAAAUUUGAACAUCCUUUCAAACAAAGGAAGGACCUGUUCAGCACCACAAACUUCAUAA